Cyphellophora attinorum is the source of this 1116-nucleotide messenger RNA. Its product is annotated as Peroxisomal membrane protein PER10. Gene Ontology annotation, molecular function: signaling receptor binding. Gene Ontology annotation, cellular component: peroxisomal membrane; peroxisomal importomer complex. The transcript has 2 exons. Bases 1 to 1116 code for a protein of 371 amino acids. The record is from RefSeq and is a predicted model, not a curated record. NCBI's taxonomy places the organism in Eukaryota, Fungi, Ascomycota, Eurotiomycetes, Chaetothyriales, Cyphellophoraceae. Gene Ontology annotation, biological process: protein import into peroxisome matrix, docking.
AUGGCGCCCCGUGAGGAACUGGUGACGUCGGCAGUCAACUUCCUCCGCGAUGCGUCAGUGGCCUCAUCACCAGUCGAGAAGCGCAUUGAGUUCUUGAAGUCCAAGAACUUGACACAAGAGGAGAUCGACGUCUCACUAGCACGCGCCGCCGAGGACCCGUCACAGCCACAGACAACACAGAACCCAUACUAUCCCCCACCCGCCCAAUACAGUCGCGGUCCGCCGCAGGGCCAGUACCAACGCGACUGGCGAGACUGGUUCAUCAUGGCCACAGUCGUCGGCGGCGCCAGCUACGGUCUCUGGAUGCUGGCCGAACGCUACGUGAAACCACUGAUCGCCCCUCCCACACCACCCCAACUCGAACAAGACAAGGCCGCCAUCGACGAGCAGUUCAACAAAACCUUCGCUCUACUCGACACGCUAUCCACAGAUACCGAGACCCUGAAGAAAGCGGAAGAAGAACGCACACAGCGCCUCGACAGCGCUAUCGCAGACAUCGAGUCGAUCAUAUCUGAACUCAAGACCGCAAAUACCAAGCGUGAAGACGAUGCACGACGGAUGGAAUCGGAGAUCAAGAACAUGAAAGACAGCUUGCCGCGGUCGAUCGACAACGUACGGGACGCCAGCGACCGCCAAUUGAAAGAGCUGAGCGGCGAGCUAGCCAGCCUGAAGCAGCUGAUGAGCAAUCGUAUAGGCGGUCAAGGGCCUGGCGGCAUGGCUGGUAUCCCUAAGACUCAGCCCGCGAACAUCUCGAGCAUUACUUCGAGCAGCGGAGCAGGAGCGGGAACGCCUACCGCAGAGACAGCGCCUGGAAGCAGCACCAACGUGACAGGAGUGAAUGCUCCCGGAAAGGCGCCCAGCUUUGCUAUGCCUACAGCGCCCUCCUCGUCCACAAAUCCCACCCCGCAACAGACGCAACAACCCCAAAGGCCCGCCUCAUCCACUUCAUUCUCCUCGUCCGGCAAGGCAGCAAUCCCAGCCUGGCAAAUGGCUGCCCAAAACAAGCAAAACGCGAACCAGAACUUCAACAUUGCUCCCACGCCAGGCGCACCCAAUCCACCACAGGGCCCGCCCCAAGACGGUGCAGACGCCGUUGCGGCAUUGACCUCCACCUAG